Megalobrama amblycephala (Wuchang bream) is the source of this 3384-nucleotide messenger RNA. RefSeq lists its product as uncharacterized. Gene Ontology annotation, biological process: G protein-coupled receptor signaling pathway. The transcript is spliced from 2 exons. NCBI's taxonomy places the organism in Eukaryota, Metazoa, Chordata, Actinopteri, Cypriniformes, Xenocyprididae. Gene Ontology annotation, molecular function: G protein-coupled receptor activity. Bases 318 to 1331 code for a protein of 337 amino acids. Gene Ontology annotation, cellular component: membrane. The record is from RefSeq and is a predicted model, not a curated record.
UUGUUUCGAAAUGUUUGUUUUGUGUGCUAGUUCUUUUUACUGGUCAAAAACUGCAAAAAGUGUAGUUUCGGUGUUGGUUCAAUAUUGGGUAAAGCCUUUGAAACAAGUAAGAGCACAUCCUCUUGACACAUUUCCUUAUGCAUGUGAGAUGAAGUCAGUUAUCUGCUAAUUUGCAUCUGUGACUGAGCUCAUUCACACUGGAAUAUGAUUCUUGAAUUUUUUUCUAUGAUAUCAUUUUCCUGUAGCAAAUGCGGUGACUUGAGUUUUCUCUGAGGUCAGCAGUAUUUAGUUUUAUAUCAGAACUUUUGAGGCAAAAGAUGGAGAGCCACUUCAAUGUUAGUGCCUUCACCACCCUGAGCGUCCCAUCAACUGUGGGAAAUGCUUGCGGAAUCGACUUCAGUCAAGAUGGCAUCUUCCUUCCCGUCUUGUAUGGAAUGUUCUUCACCAUUGGCACCCCUUUAAACCUGUUGGCGCUCUUUGGGCUCUACAAACUAAUUCAAUCGGAGAACGUUCUACCUGUGUACGUCAUUAACCUGCUGAUCGCAGAUCUAAUUCAACUCCUGACUUUUCCUUUAUGGAUAGAUUACUAUGCCAACGGACACUACUGGCGCUUCGGACCCCGGAGCUGUCAGUUUAUGGGUCUGUUUUUUUACAUUAGCAUUUACGCGGGCAUCUUCUUCAUGUGUAUCAUCGCUCUAGAGCGUCACCUGGCCAUCGCCAGACCUCUCAGCUUCAAGCAUCUGCGUAACUUGAGGUUUGCUCGAUGGAUAGCUCUCGGCAUUUGGAUACUAAUUGCGGUGCCGCCUGCCAUCGCGUUUGACAAGCUCUUUCCCAAGCAGGAAAAUUACACUCUUUGUAUUGAGAAAUAUCCCUCAGAGGGCAGUUUUAUCACCUACAGGCUGAUUACUCUGCUUGUGUCCUUCAUCAUACCCCUGAGCUUCAUUGUUGGUCUCCACAGAGAGACCGUUCGCUCGCUGAUGGCAAUCAACUCGCUUUCAUCCGAGGAGAAGAGGAGUAUCAGGGGUCUGCUCACCCUUCUGGUGGCCGUAUUUGUCACGGUGCUGGGGCCCUAUCAUUUCAUCGGCUGUGUGAAGUACGUCGGACUGCUGAUACACAGCAGUGCGUGCAUUUGGGAGAAGGCUGUGUUUGUGCCCUAUCAGUUAGCACGAGGCUUUCUGAGCCUUAACAGCUUGCUGGAUCCUGUGUUUUACAUCUUUCUCCGCAGAGACUUCCGCGACGUCGCUGGGAACUACUUGCCCUGCCUGAAGAGAACGAGGACCAGAUCAUAUCGGACAGAGAAAACGACAAUCUCCAGUCAAGGCUGUGAUUAAAGAUUUCCCCCGGUUAUGUAUUUGAAAUACAAUUUGGACAAAGAACGAUGAAACUAUGCCAAACUCAUAAGGCCAUAUAAUCUAUGGUAGCGCCAUCAUUUAAGAUGUUUCGUAUGGAAGUAAUCAUUGGCUGUGUUUACACUGGCACAAAAAUCUGAUUUUUUUUUCUCACAUCUAACACUGUUCAGAAUUUGUUGCAAAUACAUACACACAAAAAUCCAAACGAGAUCCGAUUUUUUCACAUCCGUUCUGAGCCACUUCCAAAUGUGGUUUUAAAUCAGAUAUAUAUCCGAUAUCUGGCAUCUGAUCUACAUCUAAACACAUAUUAGUUCACCCAAAAAUUAACAUUCUGUCAUUAAUUACUCACCCUCAUAUCUUCUUAUGUCCAGCGCUUCCAGGUUCUACAUCAGAACGCUGACUCUUUAUUGGCCGCCUCCUGCGUCAGCACCACACGCAUGCGACGGCUGCUCAUGUGUGCAAAUUUGGCCAAUACUGAGCCGGCAUUCGGACGUAAACACAUAAGUCUUCACGGUGUGUACUGCGUCACCUGCAUAAGGAUAAUGACAGAGAAGCAAAGUAGAUUAUUGAAAAAAGUAGUUAUUUUUGUUUUGCUUUUGCACACAAAAAGCAUUCUCGUCGCUUUAUAAAAUUAAGUUUGAACCACUGCAGUCACGUUGACUGUUUUAAUGAUGUCUUUAAUACCUUUCUUGGACCUUGAAAGUGUCCGUAGGUUUUUUUUUUUUGUUGUUGUUGUUUUACUGAAGUGGAAACUUUAUAGUUAAGCAAUUGCACACAUAGAGACAUUCAGGAGCAAUACUGGUUUUCAACCUCUGCCCCGUGAAUUUUUAAAAAUAAAACAGCUUUGAUACUGAAAGCUACAUUAUAGGCUAUUUCUCAACAAUGAGGUGAUAACUUUGUUGUUUUUGUAAAUAAACUAAAUUUAAAGUAAUUCACACUCACUAUCUCUCUCAAUAAUUCCUUUGAAUUCAUUCAAAUAAAUAAAAUCUUUCCAUGCUACUAAAAUAACAUUACAAACAUUACCGUUAUUUUCUGGUCUAUAUGUUCAGUGAGAUUUUGAUCUGUAAACAUCAAUGACAGCUUUUAACUUAUCCAUGCUGGCAAAUAAUCAUGGCCACCCAAGGUGAAUUAUAAAAUAAUUUGGUAACACUUUACAAUAACAGUACAUAAAUAAUCAUGAACUAUUACCUGAAUUAAUAGUUACUUCAACAUGAACUCAUGAUUAGUUAAGAUAUGAACUAAUCAUGAACUAAAGAAGAGUGAUCCUUUAACUACGACAGGAGUCAUAAGGAUUCAUGCAUGAAAACAGCAGCCUUAACUACGCGUUAAUACAUGUUUGAUAAUUAAUGCAUUAAUUUACAUUUAGGGGUAAACUAAAUAAAUCAGGCUCCAUAAGAGUAAACAAGAAGUACUCUGAAUUUGAAUUAAACGUGAUUUAAUACUGUCAUAAUUUACAGUGUAAUAUCAUAAUCUGCCAUCUGCAGCUUUGUGACAAAAAAUUAGAAUGCAACAUGAUUAUUUAGCCAUUAAUUACAUAGAUCCGUCUAAACAAAAGUGGAAAACAGACUAACUACCACAAAUAAAUUUAAUUUGAUCUAAACCAUUUUCUGAAUUUUAUAGUUCAUUUAUAUUUGGUCAUAGCUAAAUAGUCAUAGUUGAUUCCCGGAACUAAAGUAUGUAGGGUUUGUUUCUGGUGGGACACUCAUUAGUGGCGCACACUAGGUGUUCUCUUGGCGCUUUUGUUGUGUUGCUGGCAUUUUAAACUAAUAAAUGUUGACUGCUUUGGUAAGCCGAAUUAAUAAUUAAAGACAUAUUUACAUGUAUGUUUUAUUGGGAUUUUCAGGAGGUUAUGCGCAGUUAUUAACUGUAUUUGUAUUUUUGUCGUUUAAAUGUAUAUGCUUUGAUUAGCAUUAGCUUGUGGACGCGCCCGAUUUUACAUGUAAAUGUGCCUUAUGCGUGUCUUUACAGGUAUGUUUAUGGCUUGCUUUCAAGCCCAUAUAUGUUUAAUUAUAUAAAUAAAAAUAAAAUACAAAUA